Molecule: messenger RNA, 1302 nt
Organism: Acomys russatus (golden spiny mouse)
Lineage: Eukaryota; Metazoa; Chordata; Mammalia; Rodentia; Muridae
Gene: Ccdc107
Product: coiled-coil domain containing 107
Exons: 6
Coding region: 80-784 (234 amino acids)
Source: RefSeq, a predicted model, not a curated record
CGCGCGCGCGUGCGCACUACGACGGGAGGCCGACGCUGGAGCUCGCCGACCCGGGGUGAACCUUCCUAGUGGGCCAGGCAUGGCGGGCGCGAGUCCCGCGCCGAGCGUGCUGGGGCUACUGCUCGUGUCUGCGCUGUUUGGAGUCCUCGGGGAGCGUCCCAGCUCCGAUCUAGGGGCACAUCCAGAACGCCGCUCCCAGGUUGUUCCCGGGGCCACCGAAUCUCGGCGGCAGCCGCCACCCAAGGACCAGCGCGAGCGGGCCCAGGCCGGAUCGCUGCAUUUGGGUGCGCUUUACACCGCGGCCGCCGUGGCUUUUGUGCUGUACAAGUGUUUGCAGGGCCCAGAUGAGGCUGCUGUUCUCCAAGAGGAAAAAAACAAGAAGAAAUCCUCACAGUCAGAACAACAGCUGGCGCUGCUGACACAACAGCUGGCCCAGACAGAACAGCACCUGAACAAUCUGAUGACCCAGCUGGAUCCUCUUUUUGAGCGGGUGACUACUCUGGUUGGAACCCAGCGGGAACUCCUAAACACGAAGCUAAAGACCAUCCACCAGCUUCUGCAAGAGUGCAAGCCUGGCGCGGGUGUGGAAGUUCCGGAACCAGAGACCAGCAUGCCCUUUCCUGAGGACCAACGAGAAGCUGGAAACACUGAGGCCUGGGAGGAGCCCGUAAACUGGAGCCCAGAGACAUGGAGCCCAGCUCCCUCCUGGGAGCUGGAGCAGGGGCUGAGGCGAAGAGGGCACAAGACUGGGACAAAGGGUCAAGCAGUGAAGGAGUGCCACUGAAGGCCUAGUAAAGCAAAGCCGUCUUGUUCUGGGUGCUCCCUCUGUGUUUUCCCAGUGCCCAGCCGGUCGUACACACAUGCAUACUAGGUGCAUCGGCCAACUGGGACUCCCAGAAAAGGUUCCUUUAUUAAGAAGCGAGAGACUGCCUUCCAGAAUGCGAGCAGAAGACAGAGGUAGCUGUACUUCUGCCUUUAUAUUCCCAAGGCUGCUAAGAUGCCAGCCAUCAAGGCGUAUGGUUUAGACAGAAAGGUCUUUCCAAAAACAAAUCAAAACAGCACUUUAUUGAAAAUCCAGUAGGGAAAUAAAUUACAGAAGUUUUACAAAUGGGAGGUAGUUUGGGAGGAUCUGGAGCUUAAGGCCAGCCUCAGCUAUGUGAAACCUUGUCUCAAGAAGAAAAGAAACUAAACACAGUAGCCAGGUGUGGGAACACACAUCUGUAAACCCAAGGCUUUUGAGGCUGAGGCAGGAGGAAUUCAAGUUCAGUGUCAGUCUGGGUCAUAAUAGUAAGACCCUGUCUC